Tilletiaria anomala UBC 951 is the source of this 1223-nucleotide messenger RNA. RefSeq names its product Aldo/keto reductase. The transcript is spliced from 8 exons. The record is from RefSeq and is a predicted model, not a curated record. The coding region runs from base 132 to 1097 and encodes 321 amino acids. Lineage: Eukaryota; Fungi; Basidiomycota; Exobasidiomycetes; Georgefischeriales; Tilletiariaceae.
AGAGCACUCGCUCCGCACAUCGGACGAUUCCUCUGUUGCCUAGUGCAGGGUGUUCAUGGCGCAUUUCCAUUUCUGAAAACCCGUGUCCAAUCUCGCGUCGCCCAUAAUCGCAAGCGCUUACACCUGACACCAUGUCGACUCCGCGCGUGCCUCUGAUCUUUGGCACGAUGACCAUAUCCCGUCCGGGCACGAACGGCUGUCGUAUUGGUGACAAGAAGGAGGCACAGGAGAUCAUUGACACGUACAGCAAAUAUGGGAACGAGCUUGAUACUGCGCGCAUGUAUGGAGAGGGUACGACGGAGGAAUAUCUCGCCGACCUAGAUACGCAUGGUGAUGCCAUCGACACCAAAGUCUAUCCCGUCCAGGCGGGCGAUCACUCGCCCGCCAAGUUGCGUGCGACUUUCGAAAAGUCGCUGGCAGCAUUGAAGGUGUCGUGCGUUCGCACACUGUACCUACACGCGCCGGACCGUUCCGUGCCGUUCGAUGAGACGUGCGCGGAGGUGGACAAGUUGCACAGUGAGGGCAAGUUCCAGCAGUUUGGCCUGAGCAACUUUGCCGCGUGGGAGGUCGCCGAGGUCGUUGGAAUUUGUAAGGCCAAGGGGUACAUUCAGCCGACCAUCUAUCAAUCAAUGUAUAACGCCAUCACCCGCUCGGCUGAAGAGGAGCUCUUUCCAGCUUGCCGCAAGUACGGACUGAGGGUUGUAGUAUACAACCCCAUCGCCGGAGGGUUUUUCGCCGGCAAGCUUGUCUCCGAGUCAUCUGUGCCGGAACCAGGCUCACGCUUCGACCCUUCUAGCCAGAUGGGUACGAUGUACCGCGCGCGAUACGUCAAAGGAGGCUACUUUGCCGCGCUCGAGCACCUCAAGCCCGUCACGGAGAAGCACGCACUGCGCUUGACGGAGCUCGCGUUGAGGUGGCUGCAGCAUCACUCGAAGCUCACGGAGAAGGACGGCGUCAUACUUGGCGCGAGCUCCAAUGCUCAGCUCGAGCAGAAUUGCCAAGACAGCCUGAAAGGGCCCCUGCCGGAAGAAGUGGUGCAGGCGCUGGACGAAGCGUGGAUGAUAGUCAAGCCACAUGCGCCCAUGUACUGGCGCUAGACGCGGCGUGGCCGUAAUGGUGAAGGUGGAAGAUGCAAUAUCAUUUCGUGACCCGCUUGUCCGCCGAAGUGGAGCGCGCACUGUCAAAACUUUCAUGCUGCUUGACGCUUGCACGCGCGUGCUCCC